UCCUGCUCGAUGUAAGAUGUUAGUGACCGACAACAGCAACGAGCUCCACACAAGCAACAGCCGCAUCUGCAUCUGCACCUGGAGAUGGAGAUGGAGCCUGAUCCAACUGUUUGCCCUCUGCUCCCUCAGUGUUGAGGCGGCCACACCCACCACAGUGUCCACGGGCCAACUGCUGGCGGGACAUCAGCUGCUGCCAUGGCAGGCGACGGCGGCCACAUCCUCCUCGCCCCACGCCACAGCCACGUUAGCGCCCACGGCCCGCAAUCUGUUCGCGCCUUACCAGCGCUUCAGCCAGCAGGACGACAUCAGCUUCAAGGAUGUGCGCCAGCGCAGUGACGGCACCAUUGUGCAGUCCUUUGGUUCCUAUCGCACCGCCCGCCAAUCGGGCGGUCCAGCUGCCGCCGCAGCCCAACGCCGUUCGGAUGCCGCCGUUGAAAUCAUUCCGGCGCCCUCGGUGGAGCUGCCCCAAGGCGAACUGAUCACGAUACCAAAGCAACUGGUGCCCACGAUGCCCGAGAACGUGACGCGGCAGGGCAGGCAGCGUAACUACAUGUACAUUCCACUGCAGACGGAGGCGGAUCCCGACUCGGCUGGAGCCCUCCUUCAGCUGCGUCCGAGCCGAAAUGCCACGCUCUCCUCGCUGGGACCGCCGGCAGAUGGAGUAGCCGCUGUGGCCCAUCAGUUUGGAGCGGAACUGGCCACUCAGGGCAGUCCGGAGCAGCAGCCGCUGGAACUAGACCCAGAGCGCACGGAACGCAGUGAUCUGGUGGCCUCCGCCAGCUCCACGGACACGCUGGAGUACGCGGAGCCAGAGAACACCAGUCGACGCGUGGGCUUCCAGUUUCCCAGCUACAGUCUCAAGCCCGCGAGCCCCUUCCAUCCGCAGUCCUAUCGCGAGGACAACCCAAUCUUCGGGGAGACGAGUGCAGCGGGAUUCGAGCCGCAGCCAUACAGCGAGGAUGCCUCGCCCACGCCCACACAGUACGAGGCGCACGAGACGCGCCACACACGCCAGCUGUACUUCGACUCGGAUGUGUCGCCCUCCAGCUUCGAGUUUCCGGGUCUGGCGAGCAACUCCAAGCCCCACGGCCUCAAGCUGUAUCGGGAUGAUGUGACCAAGUUUGGCGACGUCAAUGGACCCAUCACAGCCCUGCCGCAGCGUCCGCAGCGUGGCUUCUACUUUGGAGACACGGAAUUCCGGACGGGGCCGCCUGCACCCAUCCGCCAGUUUGGGCCACAGAAGAACUUCCAGGAGUACGUGGGACCCAGCGACUAUCAGGGCUCCCGCAAGAGUCGCUACUAUCCGUACAAGUCAUCCCGCAGCCCCCGUGUGGUGUUCCCCUCCAACGACAAUGUGGGAACGACUGGGGUCAGUGGUCCGGCCAGCAGCAGCGGACCCUCCGGCACAGGAGUCUACUUCAGCGACAACCUCGCCUUCAGGGAUCAGAACUUUGGCAUCAACGAACUGUCCGCCGUGCAGGAUGUGCGCAACGAUUACAGUCUGCAGGAGCUGGACAACGCCUCGGAGGCCACCAGCAGUCCGCAGUCGGCGAGCACGUUCAAGGAGAAAGUCGACAUCACAACGGACAUGGAGUGCCAGAACCGAGGCGGCACAUGCGAGUUCUUUUUGGGCUGCUGGCUGUCCGGUGGCCUCAUUCAGGGCACAUGCAACGGAGUGCUGCGCGGCUGUUGCCACCGCACGGCCAAGUCGGCCAAUCUGCGCAGCUCGGACUAUGUGGGCAAUACCGUAGAUCUCACAGAUCUGCCGCAAAAGAACUAUGGACCGGUCAACAACGAACCCAGUUGCGGCAUCUCGCUGGCCAAGCAGACCGCCCAGCGUCGCAUCGUGGGUGGAGACGAUGCGGGCUUCGGCUCCUUCCCCUGGCAGGCCUACAUACGCAUUGGAUCCUCCAGAUGCGGUGGAUCGCUGGUCUCGCGGCGUCAUGUGGUCACCGCCGGGCAUUGUGUGGCUCGGGCCACGCCCCGUCAGGUGCACGUCACGUUGGGCGACUACGUGAUCAACUCGGCCGUGGAGCCACUGCCGGCUUAUACCUUCGGUGUGCGACGCAUCGAUGUGCAUCCGUACUUCAAGUUCACCCCGCAGGCGGAUCGCUUUGACAUCUCCGUGCUGACGCUGGAGAGGACCGUGCACUUCAUGCCACACAUCGCUCCCAUCUGCCUUCCCGAGAAGAACGAGGACUUUCUGGGUAAAUUCGGCUGGGCUGCCGGCUGGGGUGCCCUGAAUCCGGGCUCCCGGCUGCGUCCCAAGACGCUGCAGGCCGUCGACGUUCCGGUGAUCGAGAACCGCAUCUGCGAGCGCUGGCACCGGCAGAACGGCAUCAAUGUGGUGAUCUAUCAGGAGAUGCUCUGCGCAGGCUACCGCAACGGUGGCAAGGACUCGUGCCAGGGCGACUCGGGUGGACCGCUGAUGCACGACAAGAACGGGCGUUGGUACUUGAUUGGUGUCGUCUCGGCUGGGUACUCCUGUGCGUCGCGUGGCCAGCCAGGGAUCUACCACAGCGUGAGCAAGACCGUCGACUGGGUAUCCUACGUCGUUGGCCUCACGAUGAACAUCUGAUCUACUACUAAUUUAUUCUCAUCGCAUUCGCAAUCGCACCUGCACCUCAAUGGUGCAUGAUUUUGUACAUAAUUCACUUCAUUCUGCUCACUGAAUACUGAAUUCUGAUCAAUGCUAAAACCCCUAUUUAUGAAUACAACACAAAACGAAUUAUAACAUUAAAUACAAAUGAACAAAUUAGCGCAGUACAAUUUAGCGGAUAGAAAUGGAUGUACAUAUGUAUGUACAUAUGUACAUAUAUGUAUGUAUGUAUGCAGAGCCCUAAACUAAUUAUAAUUAAUGAUUAAUUUACGUAGUCAUAUGCGCUGUUAUGUAAUUUUAAUACUAUUUAUGAACUACUACAUUUCGUGUGUAAAUCAAUUAUACAACAAUGAAAUUAGGUCCAAA
This is a messenger RNA of Drosophila subobscura, 2965 nucleotides long. RefSeq names its product serine proteinase stubble. Gene Ontology annotation, molecular function: serine-type endopeptidase activity. The transcript has 7 exons. The record is from RefSeq and is a predicted model, not a curated record. NCBI's taxonomy places the organism in Eukaryota, Metazoa, Arthropoda, Insecta, Diptera, Drosophilidae. Bases 17 to 2578 code for a protein of 853 amino acids. Gene Ontology annotation, biological process: proteolysis.